AUGAAAAGUAAAGAUUUAAAUCCAAAUAAUAUUUAUGAUUUUUUUCUACAAAAGAUAAUUUUAAAUCUAGCAAAUACCCAUUUAUCUAAACAUGUCUCGUUUUUAUCUAACUAUAACAUAAAAAUUGGUGUUUAUGAUUUUUGUGGAAAACUAAAGACUUAUAGCAAAUAUUUUAUAGAUUUUGCAGAGUGUUGGGUUGUUGAAAAUGAUUGGGAAAACGAUAUAACUAUAAAUAUCUACAAAUAUGACUUAGUAUACUUUUUUGAUGAUAUUGAACUUGUAGACAGAAAUUUGUUUUAUAAUAAAGUUGUAUCUAGAAGUAACUAUUUGUUCGUGCUUUUUACAAAAAAUAGAUUUAGUAGGAUAGAAGUUUAUAUAGAUGAAAAAUAA
Messenger RNA from Vairimorpha ceranae, 390 nucleotides. RefSeq lists its product as hypothetical. NCBI's taxonomy places the organism in Eukaryota, Fungi, Microsporidia, Nosematidae. The coding region runs from base 1 to 390 and encodes 129 amino acids. The transcript has a single exon. The record is from RefSeq and is a predicted model, not a curated record.